This is a messenger RNA of Cinara cedri, 6243 nucleotides long. Lineage: Eukaryota; Metazoa; Arthropoda; Insecta; Hemiptera; Aphididae. The record is from the annotation of a GenBank genome assembly.
GUUUAUGAUAAUACUCGGGAACGUUUAAUAGUGCUACAUAGUGAUUGCACCGGCUCAUAAAUACAUCCCCUAUGAGGUUCUGUUUACAGUUUUAACUAAGAUUAACAGAUUCUUAAAAAAUAACAAUUACUGACUUGCUGUUAAUAGCAUGGAAAAUGUACAAAUUGCAUAUAAUUUGUAAUGUUUUUUGGCUUAUCAUAAUAUUUUCUUACACACAACGGUCGUCUCCAUGCAGCCAGCAUACAGAAAAAAGAAGUCAUUUAUCCGGAUACAAAACACGUAAGUCAAUAAUAUUGGAUUAAUAUCUGGCUCUCGAGGGGAAAAAAGCAAAAUGUAGAAAAAUAACAAAUACCUAUAUUUUUUGUGCCCGGUUUAUUUUUUUAACUUUAUUGUGAUUAAAAGUACUGUUAAAUAAAUGAAACUACAACUUUACAAAUCUAAAAAUAAGAAAUAACCAAAUAUUAAAAUAUGUUAAUGUGGAAUCACCAUCUAUAGCCACCUUAAGAAUUUGUUCACAUAUCUAUAUGUUAUUUUGUCCACAGUUAUUUAAAAUCGGUUGACAAUGUAACCGUAUAUACAACUGGCUCAAUACUUGGUUAAUAUUUCAUAGCCUAAUGAAAAAUACUGUAUGAGGUGUUAUUUUUACUUUUUUAAAAUUUAAUUUUCACCUAAUAUGACCAUCUUAUGCUAUCUUAUGUUUGUAGUAAUUGAUGUGACUCAGUAAAUUAAUUAAUGUAGAUAUAUUCAAUAAUAACCAUAUGUGAUAUCAAAUUAAAAAUUAUACUAUUAAUGAAUAAAAUACAAAUGAGUGGCCAUAACAGGGAUACUGACCAUAGAUUAUAACUCAACCCUGUAUUUUAUAUCAAUAACAAACUGCAAAGAAAAAAACAUUGUUAUUUUUUAUAAUUGAUUCAUUGCUUUCAUUUUAAAUUUGAAUAUUCAAAUACUUAUUCCAAAUAAAUAGUAUACUUACACAGUUAUAAUAUCCAUUUUUUUUUUUUUUUUUUUUUUUUUAAACAAUAGAUUAAACUUAAUGAAUUUUUAUUUUAAAUGAACAAACUUAUCCUAUAUAUUAGAAUAAUUAGGGUUCAAAAUUCAAUUAGUAUGAUAUUUUUUUUGUAGUAAAUGGUAAAAAAGUCUCAUUUAAAAAUGUUAGAUAGUCCCUAUAAUAUCUAAUAUUUUUAUCUUAUUUUAGUGCUUUUUGAUUAUCCUGGAUACCUGUUUUUUUGCCCCCUGUUACCUACUAGAUGUAGUUUUACUAACAAAUCUUGAUUUAUUUUUGAUUAAAAGUCCAACAUAAUAUCUCACUUGAUUUGGCAUGUAGAGCGAGCCAUAUUUUGAACUCUCACACAUCCAUCAGCCAAAAAUAUUGUUAUGAAGGCUAUACAGGUAGUUGAGAUAUCUGAAAAGUACCCCUUUUCAAUUUAUCAUUUUAUUUUUCCAAUUGUUUUUUAUUAAUUUUGGGCAAAAUAUUAUUUGCUUAGGUUUCAAUCAUCAUUUUUAAAGUUUUCAAAACUAGAUUUAACAAUUUAAAACAGUGGUGAUCAAUCUUUUUUACAGAGGGCCAUACGAAAUAAUAAUGAUUCUUAGCGAGCCAAGAAUUUAAACUUUUACUUUUAAGUUAAAAGAAUAUUAUAUUUUACUGUAGGUACAUCUUAAUAUGCGUUCUUUUAUAUAUUUAUUUAUUUAUAAUGUACUGAUUGUUAUAAAUAAGAAAAAAAAUGUAAGUAUAAACAUAAAUUUUUUUAAUGUGAGAAAAAAUUUUGAAAUUUAAAGUUAUUUUUUUUUAUCAAUUUUGAUUUAAUACUUUGGUGGAUUGAAAAGGUGCUAUACUCAUAAUAUACUUUCUGGUAGAAAAAGUGUUAUAUAAAAAUACAAAAAAUAAACAUCAUCAUAAAACCAAUACAUUCUUCGCCCCAUUCAGAAUCUAAAAUAAAAGUCUAUUUUUUUAGAAUAUUUUUUGCCCGUGUGUGAAUGAUUAAAUGGUUAUUAAUUUAUAAUACUAUUUCAAUUAUUGAUAUUGUUUUUUUUUUUUUUUCUAGAAUUUGUAUACAAUGAAAAUGAAAUUGAAAAAUUUGUUUGGUAAAGAAACUCACCUUUAGCAGCACAUUAUAGGGUAAUAUAAGUUUUAUAUUUUAUAUAAAAUAGAAUUCAGUACUUACAUAAUAAAAUGGAUAAUGGAAAAUUGAAUAAUGCCAACAUGCGUUUGAAGAGAACCUCUGAUGAAGAAGAACCACCUAGUAAACAUCAGCGUUUAUUUUUACAAAAUAAUGACCAACAACAUUGUGUAUUUGAUGAUUGUGAAUUUGAAAAUUCUGAAAUUAACGAACAGAAUUAUGACAAAAUUUCUGCAAUGACCAUUAACAAAAAACUACAAGUUCUAGAAGUUAGAGACAGACUUUCACGUAUAAGUUCAACCAAACAAUCUAAAAUAAUAAAUGUGGAUGACAUUAAACCAAUGAAAGGUACUUGUCUUGAUAUGUGUCCAGAAAAAGAACGUUUAAUGCGUAUUCAUAGUAAUAUGGUUUCACAAUUUGAAUGUAAAACAAUAGAUUCAAAACUAGAACCAGUUUUUGAAUUGAUGGUCAAACAAUAUGCUAGAAGCUCAGCUGAUCAAGCUAAUCCAUUAUCCCAUGAAUUGAGACCAACACCAGUACUUGUUAAAACUAUGAAACAUAUGCUUAAAAAUAUAAUAUACCCAAUAGAAUCCAAAGUCGAACAAGACUUACUCAUUUGGUAUGAUUUUUGUUGGGAUCGGUUGAGAGCGAUACGCAAAGAUAUUGUUCAACAGAAUUUACAAAAUUUAAAUGUUGUAACAAUACUUGAACAAAUUGGUCGGUUUCAUAUCGCAUGUUAUGAUCUAAUGUUGGGUUAUUCUGGUUUUGAUAUCAAGUUGAACACUGAAAACUUGAACAAUUGCAUUCAGAUGUUGAUGCCUAUGUAUAGAGAAUUGGAAGAAAAAUGUCCAAAUGAACCAGAAUUUGUUUCCUAUGAGUUACUUAUGCACUUGGGGAAUCCGCAAUUUCAUACUACUUACGAUUUAUUACCGAUCCAUAUAAAACAAACACCAGAAGUAAGAUUUUGUAUUAAAGCGCACACUGUGUACUUACAUUCAGGUAACUGUAGAGAAUUUUUCAGAUUACUAAAAAGUACAACAUUUAUGAAUUGUAGUAUUUUACAAAGGAUUAUUCCAAGUAUUAGAAAUAACAGUAUAAAAAUGAUGAAUAUAUCCUUUACAACUAUGAAGAGAAUUCAUAAAUUGGAUAUGAAAUAUAUAAUGGAACAAUUGUGUUUUAAUGAUAUCAAAUCGGCCUACAAAUUUUGUACUGAUGUUCAGCUGAAUUGUACCGAAAAUUAUGUAGAACUAUCACGUAAUGUAUCUAUACAUAUUCCUGAACACAAAAGACAGCAACAAGAGCUAUUCAUUGUGCAGAAAAGGCAAAAUUUAACAACUUUAAUCUCUAAAACAAAAUAUGUGUCUGGCGAUUUCAUAGUUGGUCCAGUUAAAUCGAGCUUUAAUAGUAAUGGUCGUUUUAUUGGUUAUUCUAAUUAUGCUGACAAUGACAAUAAUGAUAAUGACAUUGAUGAUAAUAACAAUGAUGAUAAUGACAAUGAUGAUAAUGAUGAUAAUGACAAUGAUAAUAAUGACAAUGAUGACAAUGAUAAUAAUGACAAUGAUGAAAAUGCAAAUAAUGAUAUUAAAAAUGAUGAUAACAAAAUUAUAACAAUUAUUAAUCUUAAGGAUGGUCAUUCAAAUUCUCAAGAAAAAAUGGAAAUACAACCACCUCCGAGUACUACAAUAGAGAAAUUUUCAUUUGAAAAUCUAAGUAAUUUGCAUUCAAUGACUCCAGCAGAAACACCAGCUUCGACAGUUUCUACAUUCCAAUUUAACUUACCUAAACCACCUAUAAAUCAUUUGGUAUCACAAGUUCAAACACCUAGUUCCAAUUUUGAAAUACCAGAAAAAAUGCCAAAAUCAUUUACAUUUAAUGCUACUUUUGUUCAAUCAAAUUUACCCUCCACAGUAAAUUCAUUGGUGACUUGUAACUCACCAAGUCCUCUUAUAACAUACAAUUAUGAUUUGACAAAACCUUCUGAAGAUUUAAUUCAACCGAGUCUUAAUAUGUCUUCUAAUAUUAAUUCUGAAGAAAAAGUCCAAUCUGAACAAUUGACAAAAAAACAAAUUAAAAUUGAUGAAAAAACAAAUACAAACAUUGGUCUUGCCAAAAUCUAUUUUGAUAAAUGGCAGAAUAAUGUAAACAAUAGAAAAUCAAAAUGUAUUGAAGAAGUCUUUGCACAUAGUGGAUUAUUUAAUUCAGAAUGUAUUUCUUCAUUAUCCUCUUCUCAAUCAUCAGAAAUAUCAUUUAAUUAUGGUGAGAAUGUUAUUGUUGUUCAAGAAGAAUCUGACUGGGUUCACAGACAAUAUCUUUUAGCAGAAAAGUAUUUCUAUAUUUGGCUAAAAAAGGUUUUACGCAAGAGAAGAAAAUAUGAGAUGGAAGCUGCUUAUGGAAUGCCAUGGUCAAUGUUUAUGCUGGUACAUGGUACACCAAAGGAAAUAUUGCAGAGUGGAAGAAAAAAAAAGAUAGAAGAAAGAAACAAACACUUAAAAACUCCAAUAAAUCAUCCAUUAAGUUAUAAUAGAACUAAAGAAGAUGACAUAAGUUUUAAUAUUGCAAAUAUAUUUGUUAAAAAUGUUUUAGAGGCAAAUAAAGCUAAAUUAACUGGAAACAAGAUAUUUUGGAAAUUAGCUGUGAAUUAUGGAAGUUGGCCAGAACCUUAUUGUAUUCAAGAUAAAGUACAGGCAAUUAUUUAUGGUAAAAUGGGAUUCAGUAAUAAGCAAGUGCAAUCUAUAUAUACUGACUAUAACAUGUACUUUAUAAAGUCAGUGCAAAGUUGCAGUGGAUUACAUGAUUGGAAGAAAAGCGGUUUGAAUGCUAGUCUUAUUUUCACAAACACCAAUAAAGAAAAUAUGGAAACAUUGUUUAAACGCUUAGAAUUGAUUUUACACUCAACACCUAAGGCUAUACCUUGUGUUUUAAUAUUUUCUUCUAGCUCAAAUAAAGACAUAAUAAAAGAUUAUGAAUCAGUUUUAGAUGCAUAUCGUAUAAAUGAUUAUAUAAACAACUACACUAUCUACAUCUGGGAUGGACCAAAGACAAUUCUAGAAGCUAUAGAAUUUUUUUCUUUAAAUUAUGUAGACCAUACACCCAAUAUGCGUACAGAAAAUUUAUUUUAUAAUUUACUUAAUUUCGCUCAAUCAUUCUAUUUGAAAGUACGUAAUUUAUUACCAGAAGAUAAACCAAAUAUUAUUAUUGAAAAGUACAAUCAAUAUUUGGACAUUUACAUUGGUCACUUGGGUAGAAAAAAUAAAGAAAUAAGAUACUUGGCACCAGAAUUAAUUCCUUACUAUACUCGAAAUCCUGAAAAAUUUUCAAUUUAUCAUUCCAACUUCAAUAUAAAAUAUUUUGAAGAAUUAUUGAACUUCGGUCACCUGUCAUUGUACAAAUCAUGGCCCCCCCAAAAUGUUGACAGUUUAAUUGAAUAUAUAAAGAAUAUGUGCCAGGUUACAAAUCGUAGAUGUUGGUGUUUAGACAUAUUACAAAUGCUUCAGCUAAACAGAAAAUCUGAUUUAGAAGAUUGUUUAUUGAAUGCCAAUUGGUAUGAAAUAAUCGAAAUGUGGAUUCAAGGAGCUUUAGAUAAAUGCUCUGCUAAACAAGAUAAUUUUACUGUAUUUUACACUGGUGACCCUAUUGCAGAAGUACUCAAAACUGUAUUUCCAGAUUGCUAAACAUAUCAAGUUGGACAUUGGUAAAUAAAAACCUAUUUGUUGUAUACCUAUACGUGUUCAUUUAAUCAUUUACCUAACUACAUAUAGUUUUUAAAUAUUAUUAACAAUAACUCUUUAAGUUCUUGGCUCUUUGAAAUGUGACUUAUUUUAUGUAAUUAAACAUUUUUUUUUUAUCAAUAUUCCUAAAAAUCCUAUUAAGUAAAUACAAAUAUUUUAUUUUAUUUAAUAUACUCUAUUGUCUUGUCUAUAUUAUACUGGCAUAAAACUAAUUUAUUAGGUAUUUUAUAAAUUGUUUUUUUUUUUUUAUGGACUGGAAAGAAACUUUUGAAGAAUUGAAUUAAUGUAAAUUAUUGUUAAUUUUAAUAAUUGAAGAACUUGCACCAACAACCAGAUAAAUUCACUUAUUGUUUAAUUCACUAAAUUGUUCAUGAUGAAUAAAAAAUAUAAAUUUUUUU